Notothenia coriiceps (black rockcod) is the source of this 2467-nucleotide messenger RNA. Its product is annotated as ras-related protein Rab-26. Lineage: Eukaryota; Metazoa; Chordata; Actinopteri; Perciformes; Nototheniidae. The record is from RefSeq and is a predicted model, not a curated record. Gene Ontology annotation, molecular function: GTPase activity; GTP binding. The transcript has 8 exons. The coding region runs from base 333 to 1010 and encodes 225 amino acids.
GCCCCUGUGUCCUGAUAGUUGUGCGCACAAGGUGGAGUUUUCUGCUCCAUCACCAUCUACAAGGCGCAGUACCGAAGCUGUUGUCCUGAAGAGAGGAGGCUGUCAGCAACAGGAAGCAGCUGAACAACGGAAGCGUUUUUGCAUUUCGGAAUAAUUUCACUGCUGCUCUGAGUAGAGGAGGUGUCUAGGAACAUGCUGUCAACGCGCAGGUGAAACCCAUCUGCUAAUUGCACUCUACAAGUUCUUCGCUGCUACUACUUUCAAGUCCUCGUGAGGAUUUGUUUAGUUUUCUUUGGUUAAGGUUCACAGAGAUAGUUUUAAAAUCUUGAUAAAUGUCUCGCAAGAAGUCCGCCAAAGGUAAAGCCGUGACAAGCAGCCCGUCAGCGGGCAGCCCCGCCGGGAAAGGGGCCGGGAAGACCGUGAGGAGCAGCCCGGGAAUUGUUCAGAUGAACGGCGUGGUCCAUCCCAGCAGACCGUCCAUCAGCAACAGCAGCGAGUUCUACGACAUCGCUUUCAAGGUGAUGCUGGUUGGAGACUCCGGUGUGGGGAAAACAUGUCUUCUAGUUCGUUUUAAGGACGGCGCUUUCCUGGCUGGCAGCUUCAUCUCCACUGUGGGCAUUGACUUUAGGAAUAAAGUCCUGGACAUCUAUCACCACAUGAAUCCACCACAUGCAUUUCCUACGUUCAUUGAGCUGGUGAUGUCUGAAGAAGCAUGGCUGACUGAAAUCCAUGAAUACGCUCAACAGGAUGUGGUGCUCAUGCUGCUUGGAAACAAGGCUGAUGCCACUCAUGAGAGGGUGGUGAAGAGAGAAGAUGGUGAGAGGCUGGCAAAGGAGUUCGGAGUUCCCUUCAUGGAGACCAGCGCCAGGUCAGGUCUCAAUGUAGAGCUGGCCUUCAACGGUGUGGCGAAGGAGCUGAAGCACCGCUCUAUAAAGGAUCCCAUUGAGAAGUUUAAGCUCCAGGAGUAUGUAAACAAGGAGAUGAAGACCACCGGAUGCUGCAGGUCUUAAAGCCUGCCCUCAUCAUCCUCUGGAUCUGAGAGAGUGUGUGUUUAUGUGUGAGGAUCACUCGUGUUCGUACUCUAGGUUUUCCUAUCUGGCCUGAUCUGAGAUAAGAGUCGGCUCCAGUAAUAAAUCUUUUUGCCCUUCAUUUUUCUCCACUCUCAAAUCGCCCUCCAUCUGUUGUUCUGCACUCCUCUCACUGCCCUAUUCUGUUUUGUCGGUCCUGCUUUUCCUCAAUCAUCUCCAUCCUGCAGCUGUGAAAGUAGCCCCGUAGUGUGGUGUGCAAAAGAUAGAUAUAAACCCUGCACAACUCCAUUAUUAACAUAUUAAUGGACAUUUCCUGCCGUAGCUGCAUGACAUUUUGAACCCAGAAUCAGGCACCACCCUUUAGGUUUGAUUGUAAAGGGAUUUAAAACUGUUUACAAUAUACCUUUUGUAAUGCUAUUUAUUUCUCACAUCCAUUUAAAAUGUUACUAUGGUAUUUCUGGUUGAAUGUUCUCUUCUUGAAGAGCGUGUGGAUGAAUGUUAAUAUAAAAGAUGUAUUUUGAUGUGUGUUUGGUCCAUGAUCUAGUGUUAAUUUCAGUAAAUAAACAGGUUCCUUGGAGCCAGUUUAGCUCACCAGCAUAAACUCAAUCUAAGCAUUUCCAUGAUUCAGCUGUGGAUAUAGGGAAACAUGUCUUACUUUUAAUCAUGUAUAUUGCUAUUCUGUAUACAAAGAUAGGAUGUACAGAAGAGCAUCGUGAGCCACAAAGUAUUUUAUUAGAUUUGAAUUCAUGCUAGAUGCAAAAAUGAAAUAUACAGUAGUUUAAACAAGCAUUCAGAAACAAGGCAGUGCAUGGGUCAAAGAACCUUAAACAUGUUUGGUAUAUUUUCAAUAUUAGAGGAUCAAUGUUGAGUCUUGAAAAGCUCUAAUGCAACCUUUCUUCUAAAUUAAUAUUUAUGAUUUAGUUAUUAAAUUGUUUGAAUCAGGAUCUUACAAACACGAUGUGAAACAUUUUCUUUUCAUAACUGUGGAAAAUAGCACUUUAGAUCGUAGAUAAGAGUAUGUGUGCAAUUGUUGGGGGUAUAUUGGGGAAAUGAAGACUUACAGUAUUGUGUACGACACACAUGUGUAUAUUUCUCUUGUUUUAUUAGUAGUCAGUGUGCAAACAUUAGUAGGCAGCUUUUUUUCCAUUCAUGAAUAUAUAAAUGGGUAGAUAGUGCAAUGCUUUCUGAAAUGUCCGACAAGUACGUUUUCUUAUCAUCUGUUAACAGGAUUAAACUGUUCUUUGUAAAAGAAGCAUAGGCCUCUUUUUGUACAGCUUGCUUUGGUAGGUUUCACUUUAUGUCUAGAAACUGGUUAUCUCUGUUCAGUAUGUACUGCACUUUUUCAUAUUUCUUGAAUCUUGAUGUUCAGAGUAAUGUAUUAUUGGUUACACUACUUUUUAAUGUGCAACUUCUUCCCUGUAACUGAAAGUUAACUACAA